AUGCUACAGUUGAUUCGCUAUAAAUGCAAACCCUAUGAAAAGAAAAGCUCCAUUAAUAAGAAGACACUCACAUUUAAGAGCAAUUUAUGCUUCCUUAUUCAAAAAGCUCUAUACAUGAGAAAAGCUCACUUAUGUGAAAAUUUAAUGCGUGAAGAAAAGUUGCAGCAUGUUGAAGAAUUUUCCUAA
Clunio marinus is the source of this 186-nucleotide messenger RNA. NCBI's taxonomy places the organism in Eukaryota, Metazoa, Arthropoda, Insecta, Diptera, Chironomidae. The record is from the annotation of a GenBank genome assembly.